Molecule: messenger RNA, 1332 nt
Organism: Cololabis saira (Pacific saury)
Lineage: Eukaryota; Metazoa; Chordata; Actinopteri; Beloniformes; Belonidae
Gene: dnajc24
Product: DnaJ (Hsp40) homolog, subfamily C, member 24
Exons: 5
Coding region: 175-672 (165 amino acids)
Biological process (GO): positive regulation of ATP-dependent activity
Molecular function (GO): ATPase activator activity; ferrous iron binding
Source: RefSeq, a predicted model, not a curated record
GUUUCUGGGGGAGUCAUGAUGUGGAUACGCAGCUCGUCAACCCGGACCGAAUGUGAGCUUUUCUCAGCUGCUCAUCCCGAAUCGCGACCAGAACUCUGACUACCCGAACCGAACUCUAACAGGCGCGGCCCGUCAGAGCAGAGCGGGGCUGCGCGGGGCAGAACCGAGCUCGGUAUGUGUGCGGCGCAGGACUUGGACCUGUAUGAAGUUCUGGGUGCCAGCCCGUCAGACUCGGUCCAGCAGCUCCGACACCGGUACCAGCAGCUGGCCCUGCAGUACCACCCAGACCGGCUGGGAGGCGGUUCCUCAGAAACGGAGUCUGCUGUCAGGAAGUUUCUAGAAGUUGAUGCAGCUUGGAAGAUCCUCGGUGACCAGAACUCCAGGAGACUGUACGACCUGCAGAGGAGAGCUCAGGAACUGAAGCAGGACCGUCCUGUCGACUCCACGGUGUCUCUGGAGGACAUGACCUGGGAUGGAGGGGAGGGCGUGUUCUCACACACUUGUCGCUGUGGAGGACAGUUCAGCAUCUCAGAGGAGGAAGUGGAUGAGGAGGUACAGCGGACCAGGCAGGAUGAGGAGGAGGAGCGAGGCGUGUUGGUCUGCUGCGACACGUGUUCCUUGAGCGUGUUGGUCUCGUGGUCGUCGGGCUGGACAGCUCAGGUGCUGAAGUGACAAAAGCCUUGCCAGUCUGGACUCGUCCUUGCGGGAUGAAGGUACAGAUCACAAGAACUGCUCAGGUUUUCCAGCAGCAACCUGACCAGAGCAACAUCUCUGACGGACGUGGAUGUAAACUCUUCUCGGAGCAGUGGUUCACACCAGGAAGUCUUCGUCUAAAGAUGCAUACAUGACAUUUAUGUCAUAGUUUAUCCUUCUGGAUCUGUAUUUUGCCUUAACUUUUCAUCAAUAAAUAUAAAAAAAGUCUUCACCAGAGUUUGGAUUCAUCUGGCUUUCAGACUUGGAAAGGACCAGAUACAGUGGGGGAAAAAGUAUUUAGUCAGACACCAGUUGUGCAAGUUCUCCAACGUAAGAUAAGAGAGGCCUGUAAUUUUCAUCCCAGGUAUAUCUCAACUAUGAGAGACAAAAUUAAUAAAAACAAAUCCAGAAAAUCACAUUGUCUGAUUUUUAAAGAAUGUAUUUGCAAACUAUAGUGGAAAAUAUUUGUAUCUCAAUACUUUUAUAUAUCCUUUGUUGGUCAAACGUUUUCUGUAAGUCUUCACAAGGUUGUCACACACUGUUGCUGGUAUUUUGGCCCGUUCCUCCGUCCAGAUCUUCUCUAGAGCAGUGUUGUUUUGGGGCUGUUGCUGGGCAACACAGACUUUCAACUCAGUUCAA